AUGUAUAUAUACAGGGUGUUCCGUACCUGUAUAUAAUAGCAUCCCAAGAUAGUCACUUUCGUUAAUGACAACUCCAACUUGUAAAACUUUGUUUUUAUUCUUCCUUGUUCCCCCUAGUUUCCUUCUCGCAAAUAUCUGCGAUGCGAAAAUAUCUUGUUGCGCUUUAUCUCAUCGAACCCUCGUUUCGACGAACUCGUCUCCCGUCCACCAUUCACAAUUCUCCCCCAUAGAACAAGAAGACUUUUCCAUCUCGUACCGCGACUGGGCAGCUUCAUGGAAGAAAACAUGCGGGGAACGCCUUGCAAACUCUUAUAAAAAGGUCUCAGACAUUGCCGAGAUUAUCUCUAAGCGUGAUCUCAAUUUGGUCAAACUUCACACACUUCAGGCUAUGGAAAAAUAUUCGUACGGUACUACUUCGUAUGAUAUUUGAUAACAUUCUGCUAUGGCUCAACUUAACACUUGCUCCGAUCUCGAAGAACCGCCUGUCGAGAUUCAUUUCUUCUCUUAUUCUCGUUCACCAGCAUCGUUGAUAAUCGUCCGAUUUCCUUCGACAGCAAAUGCCCUCAUAAGCGUGACUUGAAUUAUGAUUUCUGUGCUGGAAGCACGUCUUUUCUUUUUUCAAUAAACAGAACCCCAUAAUCUCAAGACAAGUGUCUUCACUUCUUUUUCUUCUUCAUCGGUUUUCGCAAGCACGCACCCCUCGCAGCAAAAUUUCUCAUACAAGAAUUUACAGUUCAAUGUAGUAGAAAGAGAGUGGAACAUAGAGCCGGCGAUUCGUGGAAGUCUCUUUCUUCCUCGAGGAGAGUUUUACUUUACAUGCAUUUUUAAAAUAGACAUACAAUGACAUCGCGGGAGGAAGUUGGUCGACAUGGGGAGGAAGUACGCGCUUACUUCACGGUCAGAAGAAACCGCUUUGUUGAAUCGCCGAGCAAUUACAGUUUUAACAUUGCAGUUCCCUGUAGUUGCAUUUUCGUCUAUACGCUGUACUAUCAGUAAUAUUUAAUAACGAAGGGUGAUUCGACCGGCCGAUGGUCGACGACACUGGUGUGAGUUCGACUCGACGUGAGUUCGUCGAUCCGGCGGAGAAAAGUACAGAUAGAGAGAAAAAGAGAAAAAGAGAGAUUUUAGUGCGAUCACUCGAUCGUCUCGUACGAAACGUUUUCGAAAAAAGAGGGAUGCGGACGAGCACGUUUAGUCGGAUAGUGAAAAUCGGGCUUCACUUUUACGGGGUUUGGCCAUAUUUACCGUCAACUGUGCUCUUCCGAUCGUACUGCAUUAUAGCAAUGACCACAGCUCAGGUCUUUCAGUACGGUUACGUAGUCAUGAACAAUGAUACAGAUAACUUCUCCGAGUUCAUGGACGGAGUGAGCAGCGCGAUGACCCAUUCCCUGUUCUUCAUCAAGCUCAUUAUCCUGUGGAUCAAUCAACGAAAGUUCAGCGAUAUAUUGCGAAUAAUGAUGAUGAACUGGCAGGAUCACACGUCGAACCACCAUAACCUGAGCAUCAUGACCAAAGCGACAUUAGUCGCGCGCCGCAUUUCGAGGAUAAUUUUUCAUACAAAUUUUUUCUCAGUGUUCUUCUAUAGUCUCGGGAUUUUCGCCGCUAACGCGGGUGAUCCUAAGAAAUGGGAGCCUUAUAAUCGGGAGCUUAUCCUCAAGAUGAAACUACCUUUCGAAAUUAGUACAUAUUCUAUCUAUGUGACUGUCACAGUGGUCCAGAUCGUCCAUCUGAUGUUCAUCGGCUGGGGCAUUGCUAUUGUUAACACGCUUCUUGUCACUCUGGUCCUCCAUAUCGGUGGUCAAAUCGACGUUCUUCGGGACUGGUUGACGAGAGCAUUCUCCAAGACCGAGUCCGAUGAGAUCACAUCACGAUUGUUAAUCAUGAAACAUCAGCAGAUCAUCCUAUUGUCGGAGAACAUCGAAAAUCUCUACACGUACAUUGCAUUCAUGAUACUACUUUCAGACACCCUGAUCAUCUGCUGCUUAGGAUUCGUCAUCGCCGCCUCGCUCGGUGAGCCCAACGCCGCGGCGAUCUUGGUGAAGUCCUUAAUGUUCUACGUCGCGAUGAAUCUGGAUGUGUUCGUAUAUUGCUUCGCCGGCGAGUAUCUGAGCGCCAAGAGCAAAAUGAUCGGAGACGCAGCGUAUGAUUCCUUUUGGUACAACGUUGCGGCGAAGGAUAGUCAGAUCGUAUUGUUCAUCGUUUUGAGAUCGCAGAAACGACUGACUAUCACCUGUGGGAAAGUUAUGGACCUAUCCUUGGAGCGUUUCACUAGCGUUGUGAAGGCAUCGGCGUCAUAUAUGUCAGUGCUUUUGGCGAUGUAUUGAAGAGCGAAGGGUACGAUGACUAUUAUCAUUAACAAGAUGAAAAUAUGUGAAGUUUUUUUUUCUAAAUGACAGCCUUUUCUAUUCCAUUCGUUCUUCGCGAGCAGAAACUCGCGCUUUUUCUUCUUUCGCAAAAAAAGUAACUUAUAAUUGUUAAUUCGGAGCUGGAACACGAAAAUUACGCAAGGAAAACUUCUCAUCUCGUUAGACAUUUAUUUCUGCUACUUAGGACAAUAUUGUCAACGCACACAAUGCAACGAUCAACCUGCGUUCACACAAUUUUUUCCACAACUUUCGAUUUGCACGUCCAUGAUGAAGAGGGAUCUCUUGCGGUUUUCUGAGGGGAGAACUUUUACAAUUUCGCUUUCCCUUGACGCCUGACGUGCACGCGCACUUUUAGUUACAUCGUAAUUAGUGCUCGACACUAUGUAAUUACGUAAGCUCGCUCAUUUGCUUCAAAAAGAAAGAAAUAAAUGCAGACUUAAAGGGAUAUAAACGUCUUUCAUGUUGAUAUGGGAAAUUCCGAGACUUCCGAUCUUUUUCACGAAGAGGAGUUGAGCUCGAGGGUCGAAGUGAAUUUUUCUUUUCCUGGAAAAAUUUUUUGUAUCGUAAUCAUGAUCGCGCUCAUAACUUUUCACGAUUGUUCGUGACCAGCGCGAACUAUAAUCUCAGCAUAUAGUCCGUCUUUUCAACAACGUUCGCACAAACUUGCGCGGUGCGUUUUCUCGUUU
Molecule: messenger RNA, 3052 nt
Organism: Harpegnathos saltator (Jerdon's jumping ant)
Lineage: Eukaryota; Metazoa; Arthropoda; Insecta; Hymenoptera; Formicidae
Product: odorant receptor 22c-like
Exons: 6
Coding region: 1029-2324 (431 amino acids)
Biological process (GO): sensory perception of smell; detection of chemical stimulus involved in sensory perception of smell
Cellular component (GO): plasma membrane
Molecular function (GO): olfactory receptor activity; odorant binding
Source: RefSeq, a predicted model, not a curated record